Propithecus coquereli (Coquerel's sifaka) is the source of this 1736-nucleotide messenger RNA. It is a transcript of the gene ATAT1, whose product is annotated as alpha tubulin acetyltransferase 1. Bases 322 to 1554 code for a protein of 410 amino acids. The transcript is spliced from 13 exons. NCBI's taxonomy places the organism in Eukaryota, Metazoa, Chordata, Mammalia, Primates, Indriidae. Gene Ontology annotation, cellular component: microtubule. Gene Ontology annotation, biological process: alpha-tubulin acetylation. Gene Ontology annotation, molecular function: tubulin N-acetyltransferase activity. The record is from RefSeq and is a predicted model, not a curated record.
AUGGAGUUCCCGUUCGAUGUGGACGCGCUGCUCCCGGAGCGGAUCACAGUGCUGGACCAGCACCUGCGGCCCCCAGCCCGCCGACCCGGAACCACAACGUCGGCUCGGUGACAUCUCAAACCCGACCUAUGGCCCUUCUCUCCUGGUGCCUCUCCAAACCUGGUCCAGGAACCACGCCCCCUUCUCACUGACUACUGACCCGGUCCUUUUGAUGUCCCGGCUCGCCCUUUUGGUGACCUCUGACCCUAGACCUAGUGGGGUUGAUCAGUGCUUGGGUCUGCGCUUUCACCCCUUGGCCCAAAAUGUGGUCCCAGUCAAAGGAUGUGGUUGACCCAGCCUUCCUGCUUCCCCACAAUAACCUUAAGGCAGGAGGGAGUAUACCACCUUGCAAGUGUUGAUCUGCAGCAGCAAAUUAUGACCAUUGUAGACGAACUGGGCAAGGCUUCUGCCAAGGCUCAGCAUCUUUCCGCUCCCAUCACCAGUGCAUCGAGGAUGCAGAGUAACCGCCAUGUUAUUUAUGUGCUCAAAGACACUUCAGCCCGACCGGCUGGAAAAGGAACCAUUAUUGGUUUCCUCAAAGUUGGAUACAAGAAGCUCUUUGUACUGGAUGAUCGUGAGGCUCAUAAUGAGGUUGAACCACUUUGCAUCCUGGACUUCUACAUCCAUGAGUCUGUGCAACGCCAUGGCCAUGGGCGAGAACUCUUCCAGUAUAUGUUGCAGAAGGAGCGAGUUGAACCACACCAACUGGCCAUUGACCGACCAUCACAGAAGCUGCUGAAAUUCCUGAAUAAGCACUACAACCUGGAGACCACAGUCCCACAGGUGAACAACUUUGUGAUCUUUGAAGGCUUCUUUGCCCAUCAACAUCGGCCCCCUGCUCCCUCUCUGAGGGCAACUCGACACCCCCGUGCUGCUGCUGAUCCCACGCCCGCCGCUCCACCAAGGAAGCUGCCACCCAAGAGAGCAGAGGGAGACAUCAAGCCAUACUCCUCUAGUGACCGAGAAUUUCUGAAAGUAGCUGUGGAGCCUCCUUGGCCCCUAAAUAGAGCCCCUCGUCGUGCCACACCUCCGGCUCACCCACCCCCUCGCUCCAGCAGCCUGGGAAACUCACCGGAACGGGGUCCCCUCCGCCCCUUCGUGCCAGAGCAGGAGCUGCUGCGUUCCCUGCGCCUCUGCCCACCACACCCCACCGCCCGCCUUCUGCUGGCUGCUGACCCUGGGGGCAGCCCAGCCCAACGUCGCCGUACCAGGGGGACUCCCCCAGGGCUGGUGGCCCAAAGCUGCUGCUACAGCCGCCAUGGGGGGUUGAAUUCCUCAUCCCCCAGUGCAGGCAACCAAGAUUUGAAGCAGGGGGAACCGGAAACAGAGAAUAGGUCUGCCAGUGCGGAGCAGGUCAUGUCACAGGAUGGGUCUAGGGAGGAGCCCACGUGCACAGUUCCUCCACAGGCCCAGGCCCAGGCCCCACCAGCCCAGUCCUGGACAGUGGGUGGGGACAUGUUCAACGCCAGGUUCAUUCGAAACCUGCACGAACGUCGCAGCACCAGGCCUUGGUGACCACAACCCCUUCUCACACCUUCAAAGUCAGUAUUAUUUCUCCCCCACUACAGGAAAGUGCCAGAGUCCAACCCUCAAUGGAUGGGUUCAUUCAUUCAUUCAUUCAACAGGCUUUCUUAUCAGCUCCAAAUCAUUUGUAUCUUACUUUUAGUCAGAGCAAUAAAAGUAUUUAUUUUUAUUAC